AGUAUGUCAUCAAAAGCCUCUUCGCUGAAUUUGCUGUUCAGGCUGAAAAGAAAAUUGAAGUUGUAAUGGCUGAACCUUUGGUGAGUCCUUUUUGCUUUUUUUUUUUUUUUUUUUGGUAAUAUUCCUUGAAAUGAUUCUGUUUUUCUUUUUUCUUUUUUUUCUAAAACAAACUGAUAUAUCGUAUCUGUGGUAACUGAAGAAAACAUCCACAGGUACUGUCCACUUUUUGCAGGGAUUACUUCAGUAAUGAACAGGCCUCUGCAAACAGGAUUGCUACCUAGAUAAUGUUUUAUUGACUUCCUUCAAAACUGUUGGAAGUGGUUACUGGAAGUAAGGCCUCUUAGUAUUUAUAAGUUCUGUAGAAUUACAAAAGGAAAUAGUGACUACAAAAACUGUUCCUACAUUACUGCUACAAAGCAUGUUUCCUGUUGAUGUUCCUUUGAAAUAAUAUUUUUUUGAAAAUAGAAUUUCAAAGAAAGGUGCAUUUGAUGUGUUUGCCAAAUAAGUUAGCACUGACACUAACAUGUGAGGAACACAGUAUCCAGUAUAUAUUGCAGAUGAGGUAAAAUGCAAAAUUCUGUUUGUAAUCACAGAAUCAUAAAAUGCUUUGGGUUGGGAGGGACCUUAAAACCCAUCCAGUUCUACCCUCAUGCUGUGGGCAGGGCUGCCCCCCACCAGCUCAGGCUGCCCAGGGCCCCAUCCAUCCUGGCCUUGAGCGCCUCCAGGGAUGGAGCAUUCCCAGCUUCUCAGGGCAGCUGUACCAGUGCCUCACUGCUCUGGGUAAAGGAUUUUCUCCUAGCAUGUAAUCUAAAUCUCCCUCCUUUCAGUUUACAGCCAUUCCCCAUUGUCCUGUUAUUAUUAUAUCAUGUAAAAAGUCAUUUCUUCUCCUGCCGAUAAGCACCCUUAAAGUACUGGAAGGCCUCAGUGAGGUCUCCCUGCAGCCAUCUCUUCUCUGAGCUAAAGAAGCCUAGGUCCAGUCUCUGUAGGAGAGGUGCUUCAGCCCUCUGGUCAUCUUCAUGGUCUCUUCUGGGCCAUUUCCAAUAGCAUGUCUUUGUUGUAUUGGGAGCCCCAGACCUGGGUGCAGUACUUCAGGUGGAGCCUCACAGGAGCAGUGUAGAGGACCCCCCUCUCCCUGCUGCCACUCCUCUUUUGCUGCAUCCCAAGAUACAGUUGGCCUUCCGGGCUGCAAGCACACACUGCUGGCUCAUGUCCAGCUCAGUGUUCACCAGGACCAAUCUAGAUGGCAUGCUCUUGAAAUAAAUGGAUAUAUACUUUUUUAAUUGGAAACUAUGCUCAAUUGUGAUAUUUACUUUGCAUGAACUAUAACUCAGUAUCACUAUUGCAAAGUAUUUAACAUAUUUCCACUGCAUGACCAUGUCUUGGAUGUUUUCAUUAACUGCUGUUAUAGACUGUCCUCUCUCACAACACACCAGUGGGCAGUGAUCGUGACCAUGCUGUGCCAAAGGCAUGGGAUCAAGAUCAUGCUGUAUUAUGGGCACACUGACAAAUAAACCUUGGUUCUAGAUGUCAAUUUCCUACAAAUAGCUUUGAAUAGUUAUAAUAUUAAGAGUAUCCAUCCCAUGCUCCCCUGCCCUCUUUCCUGCAUAUAUGCAGUGAGCUACAGUCUCUGUACCAGUAUUUCUUGGGCAAAACAGGACAAGGGUGCACAGUAGUUUGGGCAUGCAAUGAAUUUGGGUGUUGAAAUCUGAAGACCUUUUAGUCAAAAGCUUAAAGAUAAAAAUAUUCUGAAACGUUAACUGAAAAAUCAACUAAAUUGAAAGGCCUCUAUGUGCAACAGUUGCUUACAGAAGCAUUUUUCAUUAUAAUGAGUAGUCCUAUUAAAGUAGAAGGCACGUGUGAGUGCUUGGACCCUAGUUUUGAAACUUUAUGAAUAUGUUAUAAGAGGCUGAAAACAAAAGGUAGAAAAAGAGGAACUAAACAUAUUUUAUGGUACCACUGACUGAAUUAUCUUCAGGUGAAAUCAUGAGUAGAUGAAAGGACGAGGAGAAGAAAACAUUUCAUUAUACACACCUAUUUAAGUAUACAUUGUGCGUAAGUAUACUUGUGUGUGUACCAGACAAGUACACAAUUUAAACAUAACUUUACUGUUUCCUUAUCGACAUUACAAUGAUUUAAGAGUUCAGGAGGGUUUGGUAAGAAGUUACAGCAGUAUUUGCAGGAAAGCACACAUAAAAAUACUCAAGGGUGAUUUCAGAAGGCACAGAGAGGAGAGGUGCGGAGUGGUGAUGCUGGCAGCAAACAGGAAGGUAACCAGUGAAUGCCGUCUGAGUAUCUUUUUACAACUUGUUUGUUCAACGUAGCAUUUGGCCAGGACUUUUGCAUCUAUAAUUCACAUGGACCAAAGAGCUCUUUUCCUGCAGAUGUAAUUGGUUUGGAGUUAAAUCUCUGAACUUAAAUACUGAAUAGCAUGGUAAGUGUAGUAGCUCUGGUGUACGCUUGUGCUGCAAAACAUGUCCGUGGAGUGGAUUAAGUGCUCUGCCAACAAUCUUGGGCUGUGCCUCCCUGCCACACUGUUAACUGUUAUUUAAACAAAGGUUUAACCAUACAAAAUCAGAAGUUUCACCAGGUUAGAAAUUAGAAAUAAGUAAACCUGUGAAAUAAGGCACUUUGCAAAGAAGUGACCCCUCAGAUCUUUUGCAUCACGAACUUCUAAGGUAAUUGCAAGAAUUAAUCAAGAUCUAUUCAUGAGAUUCUAUGAGUACAUGCUACAUGUAGUACCUGCAGUACAUAUAAAAUUCUUUAGGAUAAGGUACGAAAUAAUUAUUGGUACAACAGUGAUUUGUGAAGGUCUUUUUAACAGUUCUGUCUGGGCUCAUUUGCUAAAUUUUAAAAUUUAUUUGAACAAAAUGCAUUGUAAUGCAGUCAGGUGUAAACUUUGGUACAUAACCAGCAUUCCUGAUUUUAUAUUGACGAGAAAGAUGAACUAUACAGGCAAACAGCAAUUUAAAGGAGGUGCUAGAAGCUGUGGAAACGUAAAACAACCUGAGCCCAUGCAGCAUGAAGGGAUUGAAGGGAAUGCCAAAGUUGUCUGAAAGAAAGGAAGUACUAAAGUGAGCUGAUGUUUGUAUGUAGGGUUUGAGAUAAAUACUGACUGUUCUGUUGUAGUGUUUGACAUUUUAAAAAGAUGAUGAAAGUCUGAAGGGGCAAUGGAAAGUUGUUGGCUGAGAUUGGAGAGAGAAGAUUCUGCAGGAAGAGAAGAAAGCCCCUUGCUAUUUUACUUUGUUUUGGCUUUGUCAGAUGACCUGGCUGCAAGUAAUGAAGUUUAUGUGGAGAACGUAUAUAUUUGUGACAUAAAUCUUUAAUGGGUUAGAUGGAGCCAGGCUGCUGGAUGGUGUUUGGAGCCAAUGAAGUUAGAAGCACUUAAGACUUGAAGUUGCCCAUGCCAGCAGGGGAGCAGCAGUGGAUGGAAAACAGUCUCAGUGGGGCAGCUGGGGUGGGGAAGGCAGUGUGCUGCUCAUUCAGGAGCUGAGUUGUGAUUCCCAAAAGCAACCAAAUGGCUUCUCCUGUUGUGAAUUUUCUUAGGGUACUCUGUGUAGUGUUGCUUUUCGUUGAUUUAUGUCUUUUCUGUCAGUAUUUCAUUUUAAAAGAGAAAGGACUCAAAUGAGAUUCAUGUUUUGUUAGUUUUGGGAGUUCUGCAGCUGAGAAAAGAUAACUGAGAAGCAUGAAAACAACUUUCCCCAGGUGUGAGACAGAUCUGUGUGGAUACUUGUGGGCACUUGCAAGGGAAGGAUGAGAGAAGGAAGCAUGCAAACUUAGCUUUGUACCUGAGCAGCUCCACUGCCAUGCCAAGGUGUGCAGGCUUCUGGGGUUGACAGUGGGGAGCACUGGAGUGAGGCCAAUGGGUGGAACCUGUUUCUGCCAACACGACUGUUUGCACAGCACACACACGGCUACAUCCUGGUCGUUGCUGCCUGCCGUAUGUUGACAUUUCUGCUUUCAGCAGAUGCAAACUGCUCUUUGGAUAAUUCAAUACUGAUUUUUUUUCAUUUCUCUCGUAAAAGAUAAAUGCAGACCUAUUGCUUCCAUCUCUCCCUGAACCUCAGGAAGCUCGAAAGAUAAAUCUUAAAUUAUGAAUUCAGUGAAAGUUCCCAGACCUUUUCUUCAUGCUGUUGAAUAGAUUUUUGUCUUUCGCGUGAGACAGCAGCGUCAAUGACAGAGCAGUGUCAGAAAAACACUUUGAAAGAAAAUAAACUUUAAAACCAUGCGAGUAAAUCAAAGGCCUUGAUAAACCUGUGGCUGGGUUAGAGAGGGCUAUUUGGCCAUGUCACGUUUGUUUGGUAUGCAGCUAUGGUGAUGGAGGUGGAAAAAACCUAAAUUUUUAGAAGUACCUUAAAAUGGUGUGCUAUCUGUUGACAUGGGCUUCUUUGUCUAAAGAUUUCUGGAUGAUUUCACUUUGUGUGUGUGUGUGAUCUUUUGUUUAGCUAUUUCUGGUUUCAGAUGCAUGCAAUGGAUAUAAUAACCUCAGUGUUUGUUCACCUUUUUAACAGUCUUGCAGGACUGUGGUGAAAACAUGGCACGCCAGGCGCUGUGUCACAGGGAGGCUGAAGGAGCCUCAGCUCUACCAGUAGUUUUAUAGGAAGGUCACCUCUCUGCUUGAUAGGAAAGUCCACUUCUUCUCAGGAAAUAAUUUUCCAGUUACUUUUCCUUUGGCUCAUUCAGCAAUAUGCAGUGUUUAUACAGGGUGGAACAUUUCUCAUGCGAUCAAUGCGAUUGCAAUUACUUAUGCAGUUUAUCUGAAAGCACAGUGUGGGUGCAUGAAUUCACCACUACAGCAGAUAAUUUCCUUGCAGCAAGAAACAAAACGAAACAAAAAAUGGAGAAGGGAGGUGGAUUGUAACUAAAAGGAGAUUCUGAUGUACCAAUCACUCCUUGAAACUUUAAGUACCUGCUGCAAAAUGUGAACUCUCAUAAAGGUAUUUUGAACGGGCGUAACACAUCAAAUUAUAAACAAUUGUUACAUUCAAAAAAGUGUUUAUUUGUCAAUAUGUGAAACAUGUUCCUUCUUGCUUCAACAUCAGUUAAUGAACAAAUAGCACUACUUUGGAUUAUUAAAUGCAUUUUCCUGAAACCACCUUUUAAAAAUGUUCUAUUUAAAACGAACUUGAGAUGUAUAUAAAGGACAGUGUUCAAUUAGGCAGUCAAGUAGUCCGUAUAAACAGGGCUUUUCUGAGUCAGAGAAAGUGAAAUUGAUCUGAAUUCUCAGUAGAUGUUCUCAGUGUUCUAUUCCACGUUAUGUUUUCAGAAUGGGUGAAUACCUUUUACCCGGGCAGCGCUGAAUUCAAGUUUUUAGAGAGCUGUAAUAAUGGCAAGAGACAGUAUUUGUAGUUGAAAAGGAUACAGCUGCAGUUGGAGCAGAAAAUGGCAGAAACUGCCUCUAAUUUUCAAGAUCACAAUUAAGAUGAGGAAAAGCUCUUGUCUAGAUCUCUUCAAAGAGGUGAAGAUCUUCAGUUUGAUCAGUUGAUAAGCUCUAUGAGCUCAGUAGCAGAGCACUGUCUCCCCUCCUUGUUACGCACCUUGUUUGACUGGUACAGGCGUCAAAAUGGAACAGAAGAUGAAUCCUAUGAAUACAGACCUCGAUCUAGCACAAAAUCAAAGGGGGAUGACCAACAACGUGAAAGAGACUAUCUACUUGAAAGGAGGGACUUAGCUGUAGAUUUCAUUUUUUGUUUAGUUUUAAUAGAGGUUCUAAAACAGAUACCUGUUCAUCCAGUGCCAGAUCCUUUAGUACAUGAAGUUCUAAACUUGGCUUUUAAGCACUUUAAACAUAAGGAAGGGUAUUCAGGAACCAACACUGGGAACGUGCACAUUAUUGCAGACUUAUAUGCAGAAGUGACAGGGGUUCUUGCUCAAUCAAAGUUUCAAGCUGUUAGGAAGAAGUUUGUCACUGAAUUAAAAGAACUGCGGCAAAAAGAACAGAGUCCUCAUGUAGUACAAAGCAUCAUCAGUUUGAUUAUGGGAAUGAAGUUUUUUCGAGUAAAGAUGUAUCCCGUGGAGGAUUUUGAAGCAUCAUUUCAGUUCAUGCAGGAAUGUGCGCAGUACUUCCUGGAAGUAAAAGACAAAGACAUAAAGCAUGCACUUGCUGGUUUGUUUGUGGAAAUUCUUAUCCCUGUGGCUGCUGCUGUUAAAAAUGAAGUGAAUGUGCCAUGUUUGAAAAAUUUUGUGGAGAUGCUUUAUCAGACUACCUUUGACUUGAGCUCAAGAAAGAAGCAUUCGCUGGCUUUGUAUCCAUUGAUCACCUGCCUGUUGUGUGUCAGUCAGAAACAGUUUUUUUUAAAUAACUGGCACGUUUUCCUGCAGAACUGUUUGUCACAUCUAAAGAUGCCAUCUAACAACAGUAUCAGAAAACAAAUAGAAACACUGCAGAAUAAAGAUCCUAAAAUGUCCCGAGUUGCACUGGAAUCUUUGUAUAGGUUGUUGUGGGUUUAUGUUAUUAGAAUAAAAUGUGAAAGCAACACUGUAACUCAAAGUCGUCUCAUGAGCAUUGUAUCAGCACUUUUUCCAAAAGGAUCACGUAGUGUGGUCCCACGAGACACACCUCUGAAUAUAUUUGUGAAGAUUAUUCAGUUCAUUGCUCAGGAACGCUUGGAUUUUGCAAUGAAAGAAAUAAUAUUUGAUCUUCUUAGUGUUGGAAAAUCACCCAAAACCUUCACAAUUAAUCCAGAGAGGAUGAAUAUAGGCCUCAGAGUCUUCCUUGUCAUAGCAGAUAGUUUACAGCAGAAAGAUGGUGAACCACCAAUGCCAACAACAGGAGUUGUCCUUCCCUCAGGAAAUACUCUGCGUGUGAAGAAAAUUUUUCUUAAUAAAACACUGACAGAUGAGGAAGCAAAAGUUAUAGGAAUGUCAAUCUACUAUCCUCAAGUCAGAAAAGCUCUGGACAGCAUUCUUAGGCAUUUGGACAAAGAAGUUGGAAGGCCCAUGUGCAUGACUAGCGUGCAGAUGUCCAAUAAAGAACCUGAGGACAUGAUUACGGGUGAAAGAAAACCUAAGAUAGAUUUAUUCAGAACUUGUAUUGCUGCUAUUCCAAGAUUGAUUCCAGAUGGUAUGAGCAGGACUGACCUCAUUGAAUUGCUUGCAAGGCUGACAAUUCAUAUGGAUGAAGAACUUCGUGCCUUGGCUUUCAAUACCCUCCAAGCAUUAAUGCUUGAUUUUCCAGAUUGGCGAGAAGAUGUUCUUUCAGGAUUUGUAUACUUUAUUGUGCGUGAAGUGACUGACAUCCACCCAACGCUUCUUGACAAUGCAGUAAAGAUGUUAGUGCAACUCAUAAAUCAGUGGAAACAAGCAGCCCAAAUGCAUAAUAAAACCCAAGAUUCUCAGCGUGGUGUCUCCAGUGGGGCUGCCCAUACCCUUCCUCUGGAGAGGACCCUUUAUUCCAAUGUAUUUCAUGUGGUGGAAGGCUUUGCUUUGGUCAUUCUUUGCAGCACAAGGCCUGCAACAAGAAGAUUAGCAGUCAGCGUGCUUAGAGAAAUAAGGGCCUUGUUCACACUUCUAGAAAUUUCUAAGAGUGAUGAUGAAUUGGCUAUAGAUGUAAUGGACAGACAAAGUGCUUCUAUCCUGGAGAGUUUCAUACAUCUCACUGGUGCUGAUCAGACUACUUUACUAUACUGUCCCAGUUCAGUAGAUUUACAGACUUUGGCUGACUGGAGUUCCUCUCCAAUCAGCCACCAGUUUGAUGUGGUCAGUCCAUCACAUAUAUGGAUAUUUGCACAUGUGACUCAAGGCCAAGAUCCGUGGAUUAUAAGCCUUUCAAGUUUUAUGAAGCAGGAAAAUCUUCCAAAACACUGCCCGACAGCUGUAAGCUAUGCUUGGAUGUUUGCUUAUACCAGACUCCAGAUGCUGUCUCCACAAGUGGAUAUAAACAGCCCUAUCAAUGCAAAGAAAGUGAAUACGACUACAAGCAGUGACUCCUACAUUGGGCUCUGGAGAAACUACCUGAUCCUUUGCUGCAGCGCAGCAUCGUCUUCAAGCUCCUCUACUUCCACUGGCUCUGUGAGAUGUUCCCCUCCUGAGACGCUGGCGUCUACCCCUGACAGUGGUUAUAGCAUUGAUUCAAGAAUCAUUGGCAUUCCAUCCCCUUCUUCCUUGUUUAAACACAUAGUUCCAAUGAUGCGCUCUGAGAGCAUGGAAAUUACAGAAUCCCUUGUGCUGGGACUUGGCAGGACCAACCCAGGAGCUUUUAGGGAACUAAUAGAGGAAUUACAUCCUAUAAUUAAGGAAGCACUUGAAAGAAGGCCAGAGAACAUGAAACGGCGCAGGCGUCGGGAUAUUUUACGUGUACAACUAGUACGAAUAUUUGAACUGUUGGCAGAUGCUGGUGUCAUUAGUCACAGUGCAAGUGGUGGCCUUGAUAAUGAAACACAUUCCCUCAACAACACUUUACUUGAGUAUGUUGAUCUCACAAGACAACUCCUAGAAGCAGAAAAUGAAAAGGAUUCUGAUACAUUGAAAGAUAUCCGAUGCCAUUUUAGUGCCUUAGUGGCAAAUAUCAUUCAAAAUGUUCCAGUCCACCAGAGAAGAAGUGUCUUUCCACAGCAAAGUCUCCGCCACAGUCUAUUUAUGUUGUUCAGUCAUUGGGCAGGUCCUUUUAGUAUCAUGUUUACUCCCCUGGAUAGAUACAGUGAUAGGAACAUGCAAAUCAACAGACACCAAUACUGUGCAUUAAAGGCUAUGUCUGCUGUACUGUGUUGUGGCCCUGUGGCAGAUAAUGUUGGGCUCUCAUCUGAUGGCUAUUUAUACAAAUGGCUGGAUAAUAUUCUGGAUUCACAGGAUAAGAAGGUUCACCAGCUGGGCUGCGAGGCAGUUACGCUGCUCUUGGAACUCAACCCUGACCAGAGUAACCUCAUGUACUGGGCCGUAGACCGGUGCUAUACAGGUUCCAAGCGGGUAGCAGCUGGCUGCUUUAAAGCCAUAGCCAGUGUGUUCCAAAACAGGGAUUACCAGUGUGAUACAGUGACCCUUCUAAAUCUGAUACUGUUUAAAGCAGCUGAUUCUACUAGGGCUAUCUAUGAAGUUGCUAUGCAACUAUUACAGAUCUUGGAACCAAAGAUGUUCCGUUAUGCUCACAAACUGGAAGUUCAGAGGACGGAUGGAGUUUUGGGUCAGCCUUCUCCUUUACCACAUCUGUAUUCUGUGUCAUACUAUCAACUGUCAGAAGAAUUGGCAAGGACUUAUCCUGAGCUAACUCUUGCCAUCUUCUCAGAAGUAAGCCAGAGAAUCCAAACGGCUCACCCAGCUGGGAGACAGGUGAUGCUGCAUUAUCUGCUGCCAUGGAUGAACAAUAUUGAGCUGGUAGACUUGAAACCUUUGCCAACCAUUCGGCGGCAAGAUGAAGAUGAAGAAGAUUCUUUGAAGGAUAGAGAAAUAAUGGUGAACAGUAGGCGCUGGCUACGAGGAGAAGGCUGGGGAUCACCGCAGGCUACAGCCAUGGUCCUGAACAACCUUAUGUAUAUGACUGCAAAGUAUGGUGAUGAAGUGGCUUGGUCUGAGAUUGAAAAUGUCUGGACAACUUUGGCAGACAGCUGGCCAAAGAAUCUGAAAAUAAUUUUGCACUUCCUGAUCAGUAUCUGUGGAGUGAACAGUGAACCCAGCCUUUUGCCUUAUGUAAAGAAAGUUAUUGUUUAUUUGGGUAGAGACAAAACAAUGCAACUACUGGAAGAGCUGGUGAGUGAACUUCAGCUUACAGAUCCUGUCAGUUCAGGAGUCACCCAUAUGGAUAAUCCACCAUACUACCGCAUUACUUCCAGCUAUAAAAUCCCUUCUGUCACUUCAGGUACCACUUCUAGUAGCAAUACAAUGGUAGCUCCUACAGAUGGCAACCCUGACAGUAAACAUAUAAAAGACAGCAUUGAAGAGAAUUAUGCACAUCUAGACAUCUACAGUGGGUUGAACAGUAACUUAAACCGUCAGCACCACAGACUGGAAUCUCGCUACAGCAGCAGCUCUGGAGGAUCAUAUGAAGAGGAAAAAAGUGAUUCAAUGCCUCUGUAUUCAAAUUGGCGGUUGAAGGUGAUGGAGCACAAUCAAGGAGAGCCUCUCCCUUUUCCACCCACUGGAGGUUGCUGGUCACCCUUAGUGGAUUACUUGCCUGAGACAACUUCUCCAGGCAUGUCUCUGCACAGAUGCAACAUAGCAGUGAUCCUUUUGACUGACUUGAUAGUUGACCACAGUGUGAAAGUGGAAUGGGGAGGUUACUUGCAUCUUUUGCUUCAUGCCAUUUUUAUAGGUUUUGACCACUGUCACCCUGAAGUUUAUGAGCAUUGUAAACGACUGCUUUUGCAUCUGUUGAUAGUGAUGGGAUCUGGCAGUAAUGUCCAAUCAGUUGCUUCUGUCCUACUCAGAAACAGAGAGUUCAAUGAGUCCAGGAUGCUUACUGUCAAGCAAACUACACAUUUAGAUUAUACUUUUACAGCAGGUGUUCAUGAUUUUAUACCUGAUUACCAGCCCUCCCCAAUGACUGACUCAGGGCUUAGUUCAAGUUCUACCUCUUCUAGCAUCAGCUUAGGAAAUACGAGUGCUGCCAUGUCUCAUAUGCACACCACCAUCCUCAACGAGGUUGACAUUUCAGUAGAGCAGGAUGAAAAAGUAAAAACUCUCAUAGAAUUCAUUACCUCAAGGAAAAGAGGGCCACUUUGGAAUCAUGAAGAUGUUUCGGCUAAGAACCCUAGUAUAAAGAGUGCUGAACAGUUAACUGUAUUUUUAAAGCAUGUGGUAUCUAUAUUUAAACAGUCUAGCUCAGGAGGAUUUCAAUUGGAACACUGUCUCAGUGAAGUUGCUUUGCAAACUGCUCUUUCGUGUUCCUCUCGACACUAUGCCGGGAGAUCCUUUCAGAUCUUCAGGGCUCUGAAGCAGCCUCUUACUGCAUCUACGCUUUCUGAUGUUCUCUCCAGAUUAGUAGAAACUGUUGGAGAUGCAGGAGAAGAAGCUCAGGGUUUUGUCAUAGAACUGCUUCUGACUUUAGAAUCUGCUAUUGAUACGUUGGCUGAAACCAUGAAGCAUUAUGAUCUGCUUUCUGCUCUUUCUCAAACCUCAUACCAUGAUUCUGUAAUGGGGAACAAGUAUGCAGCUAAUAGGAAAAGCACUGGACAGAUAAAUCUAAGCACAAGUCCCAUUAACAGUGGCAGUUGUUUGGGAUACUACAACAAUACAAGAAGUAAUUCUUUGAGACUGAAUUUGAUCAGUGAGAGGAGAGGUGACCGUCGACGGAGCAACACACUGGAUAUAAUGGAUGGAAGGAUAAAUCAUGGUGGAAGUUUGGCCAGGACUAGAAGCCUUUCCUCCCUGAGAGAGGGAGGGAUGUAUGAUGUGCAGCCAACUACUGAUCCUGUCAAUCUGAUGGCCACCAUAUUUUGGAUUGCAACUUCAUUGCUAGAGUCAGACUAUGAGUAUGAGUACCUUUUGGCUCUCAAGCUGCUCAACAAACUUCUCAUUCACUUGCCUCUGGAUAAAUUGGAGAGUCGGGAAAAGAUAGAAAAGGUGCAGAAUAAACUGAAAUGGAAUAACUUUCCAGGCCUUCAGCAGCUUUUCCUAAAAGGCUUUACUUCAGCAUCCACACAAGAAAUGACCGUUCACCUCCUCAGUAAACUCAUCACAAUUUCCAGGCAUGCUUUGGUGGAUCCUUCUCAGCUAGCAGGAUUUCCCCUAAACAUCUUGUGCCUACUUCCUCAUCUGAUUCAACAUUUUGAUAACCCAACUCAGUUCUGUAAGGAAACAGCUGACAGGAUAGCAAAGGUUUGUGCAGAGGAGAAAUCACCAACUCUUGCCAAUCUGGCUCAUAUGAUGAGUUUAUACAGUACACACAGUUAUUCCAGGGACUGUUCUAACUGGAUUAAUGUUGUGUGUAGAUAUUUGCAUGACUCCUUCUCAGAUGCCACCUUUAACCUUGUAACUUAUCUUGCAGAGUUGUUAGAGAAAGGGUUAUCCAGUAUGCAGCAAUCCUUGCUACAGAUCAUUUACAGUCUUCUGAGUCAUAUUGACCUGUCCACAGCACCAGUGAAGCAGUUUAAUUUGGAAAUCAUUAAAGUUAUUGGUAAAUAUGUUCAGAGCCCAUAUUGGAAGGAAGCACUCAAUAUCUUGAAACUGGUGGUGUCUAGAUCAGCAAGCCUCGUUGUACCUAGUGAUAUUCCAAAAUCUUAUGGAGGUGACAUAGGUUCUCCUGAAAUCUCCUUCACGAAAAUUUUUAAUAAUGUUUCCAAGGAGCUACCUGGCAAGACCUUGGAUUUUCAUUUUGAUAUAUCAGAGACACCAAUUAUUGGGAAUAAAUACGGUGAUCAACACAGUGCUGCUGGUAGAAAUGGGAAGCCGAAAGUCAUUGCUGUCACCCGGAGCACUUCUUCAACUUCAUCAGGCUCCAAUUCAAAUGCGUUAGUUCCUGUCAGCUGGAAGAGACCACAGCUAUCUCAGAGAAGAACCAGGGAGAAGCUCAUGAAUGUGCUUUCUCUGUGUGGUCCCGAAUCUGGUCUUCCCAAGAAUCCUUCAGUUGUGUUUUCCUCUAACGAAGACUUGGAAGUUGGAGAUCAACAAACCAGUCUUAUUUCAACAACGGAAGAAGUGAUUCAAGAGGAGGAAGUGGCUGUAGAAGACAAUACCAGUGAACAACAGUUUGGAGUUUUUAAAGACUUUGACUUUUUAGAUGUUGAAUUGGAAGAUGCGGAGGAGCUGCAGGGUGAAAGCAUGGACAACUUCAACUGGGGUGUUCGUAGGCGCUCUCUUGACAGUAUUGACAAAGGAGACACACCAUCUCUUCAAGAAUGUCAGUACUCUGGUAGCACACCCAGCUUGAACCUGACCAACCAGGAAGAUACUGAUGAGUCUUCAGAAGAAGAAGCAGCACUGACUGCAAGUCAGAUACUGUCUCGCUCACAGAUGUUAAACAGUGAUUCUGCCAUAGAUGAAACAAUAUCUGAUCAUGCUGGCUUAUCACUUCAGUCACAGGAUUCCACUAGCAGUGUGGGAACGGAAGAGGUGCUUCAAAUCAGAACUGAGACCCCAAGUUUGGAGGCGUCUCUAGAUAACUCUAGCAACCAGCUGCCUGAGGAAGGCUGUUCAGCAAUAAGGGAUGAACAGGUCAGCACUGCUAGUGAAGACACUGGGUCAUAUCUACUACAAGAACAGCAAGACUGUCUGGUCUGUCAUGAACCUCUUGAGUUGGAAGAGACCCCAGAACUGGCAGAGCCUGCAGCUCCAGAGAGCUAUUGUGAAUCUAUCUGUGAAGAAGAUGUCACUCUGGCUUUGAAAGAACUGGAUGAGAGAUGUGAAGAAGAAGAAGCUGACUUCUCUGGUUUGUCUAGCCAAGAUGAAGAAGAACAGGAUGGUUUCCCAGAAGUACAAACCUCUCCACCUCCUUCACCAUUUCUUUCUGCCAUAUUGGCAGCUUUUCAACCAGUGGCGUAUGAUGAUGAAGAGGAAGCCUGGCGUUGCCAUGUCAAUCAAAUGCUAUCUGAUACAGAUGGUUCAUGUGCUGUCUAUACAUUUCAUGUCUUCUCAAGAUUAUUUCAGACCAUUCAGAGAAAGUUUGUAGCUAUAACAAAUGAUUCAGUCAGCUUUCUUGGAGAAAGUCUACAGCGCAUUGGAAAGAAAUUCAAGAGUUCACUGGAAGUGAUGAUGUUAUGUUCAGAAUGCCCAACAGUCUUUGUGGAUGCAGAAACGCUAAUGUCUUGUGGCCUGCUGGAAACAUUGAAGUUCAGUGUUCUAGAACUCCAAGAACAUUUGGAUACUUAUAAUGUCAAAAGAGAGGCUGCAGAACAGUGGCUAGCUGACUGCAAAAGAACGUUUGGCACUGAUGAUGGCAUUCAUGGCACUAACACAGAUGCCCAGCAAAUGGAAAUUCUAGCAGAACUGGAGUUAUGUCGGAGGCUAUACAAGUUGCAUUUCCAGUUGCUGCUUCUGUUCCAAGCCUACUGCAAACUUAUCAGCCAAGUAAACACAAUCAAAAAAGAAGCAGAGGUCAUAAACAUGUCUGAGGAACUUGCUCUUCUGGAGAGCUGUCUGAAAGAGGCUGAGGCUGCAUCUGACAGUGGUAUCGAGGAAAUUGAAAUUGCAGAAGCUUCCCAAGCUAGCACAGAAACAGCGAUUCACUCUCUCAUUGAAGCCCUGAGAAGCAAGGAGUUUGUGUCAGCCGUAGCACAGGUCAAGGCUUUCAGAUCCAUUUGGCCCCACGACAUCUUUGGCAGUUCGGAAGACGACCCGAUCCAAACACUGCUGCACAUAUAUUUCCGUCACCAGACACUUGGUCAGACCGGGAGCUUUGCAGUAGUGGGCUCCAACCAGGAUAUGUCUGAGGCCAGCUCGAAGCUGAUGGAACUUAACCUAGAAAUUCGAGAGUCUCUACGCAUGGUGCAAUCCUAUCACCUUCUAGGGAAAAUCAAACCAGGAGUCAGUCUUGUGAGCACUGGAUUCUGAACAGCUGUCAUUUAGAAGAGAACUGAUUCUGAAGAUGCUUCGGACUAUUAUUGAGCACCUUUCAUUUAAAAACAAACAAACAAACAACAAAAACCAUGAAAAAGAAACUCUCCAGCAAUCCUGACAAAUGACCCGGUUUCAUCACAGCAAGAACUUAUUUCUUCAGAAGUAAAAAAAUCUGAAAAUUGAAGUUAACAUCUUACUUAACUGCUUUUUCUACACAGUAGCUGUGUGGCAGUAGUAUUUUUUUAAUUAAAUGUAUGUAUAAAACCUACAUGAAAGGAAAAGGGCUUAAAUGUAAUGCAUACAUAUGCAUUAUUUUCUGUCGUAACAGAACUAUACGUGGUGUUUGCAGUAACAGCCUCUAAACGUUGAAUCAGUACUGCAGGUGGGAUGAGGCUAAAAUCAAGGCUGGUUUAUUUUGGCUGAAGACCUGCAAGGCUCCCUGGCUUUCCAGCAGCAGUAGAUAUAAUCAUCAGCUGAUACCUAAUGAGACACUUUGCAGCAUCAUGAAGAGCGUGCGGUCGACUAUGAGUAGGAUGGCUUCUGACUGCAAAAACCAUUGACUUCUCGGUGUUUUGUUUUGUUGUCCGUAACGAGGAAACGAUGUGUGUGAGUUGGUAUGUGUGGCUAUGUGACAGUUGUUUUUUGGAGGUAUGGAUGAUUGUUAAAUGAGGUCUCAGAGCAUGCUUAUAAGAGCUGCAAGAUUAUUUUUGAAGAAAUUUUAUUUUAUUAGAUCUAAUCCUCAUAGCGUGUAAAUGUUAGGACAUUUAAUAAUAUUUUAAACUGGGAUUUCCCAGUGUUUCUAAAAGAAAUAAUAUAUCUGUUAACUUUAUUGGAAUGCUGCUCAGUUCUCUGAUCAGUGCUUAUGUUACAAAUAUUGAUAACAACUAACCAAAAAGUAGCUGCCUGCAGAGACUUUAAAAUGUAUAUUAAAGAUAUAUGCUGCCCAUCAGCAAUUCUCAUUAGAAGUUAACUUAUUUUAUUCUGUAUAUAUUCUAGAAACUGUAUAGUGCAAAACCAGUAUUUUUCUUGUAAAUUUGUGCAAUGCACUGUUAAGACAUUAGGUGUGUAUAAAGCUGAGGGGAAGGGGAGUUCUCACUAUUGGUAGUCACAUAUGUGACUUGCAGUCUGAGUCGCCUGCAGGGUUCAAACAAAGUCUGAAUGCACAUACAUGGCUCAAGUUAAGCCUAAGGAAUUGGGACUAUACAGACAAAAGGACUGCCUCCCAAACCAUGCGAACAGGCAAUAUUCUUCUAGUUCAGUGUCAAAGUCUGUAGCAUAAAACAAACUGGAUUCUGUUGAAACCAACAGCAUUUUGUAAAAAAAGAAAAAAUAAUAAAAAGAAAAAAAGAAAAAAGAAAAAGAAGAAAAAAAAAAGAAUGUAGUCCCACCAUUCCUGUGAUUUGAAAGGAACACCCUGUAUUUUUAUAUACAUCUCUUACCCACUGUGAUUUUUUUUUUUUUAAUGGGCUCUAAUUCCAGAGUUUAGAAUGUAGAACUGAAAUUCUUAGCUCUGCCUUUCUGGGGGAAUUCGACCCCACUAGAAAUGUAAUUAACUGUACUGAAGCGCAUUAACUGAAGGCACUGUGCACACUGUUGGGCUGCUGACAGUAGUUACGUUAUCCUAACAAGCUCUGUAACCAGUCGAGGCACAUCCAUAAAUCACUGUAUUUUUUUUUCCUGACCCUGAUAAAAAUUGAAUUAUUUUGGUGGUUUUGUGGUACUGUAGAUGGUGUUCUUAAUUAUUUAAUAAGUAUUUACAGGGGGGGAUAAGUAGUUCUAUUUAGUGGCGCAUUACACUUUUAUUUACAUCAUCUUUUACCAGCUUUUUUUUUUUUUGUAAAAAUAAAAGACAUUGUAUCUGUCA
Gallus gallus (chicken) is the source of this 16285-nucleotide messenger RNA. RefSeq names its product FRY like transcription coactivator (gene FRYL). NCBI's taxonomy places the organism in Eukaryota, Metazoa, Chordata, Aves, Galliformes, Phasianidae. The record is from RefSeq and is a predicted model, not a curated record. Gene Ontology annotation, cellular component: cell cortex; site of polarized growth. Gene Ontology annotation, biological process: cell morphogenesis; neuron projection development. The transcript has 63 exons. Bases 5491 to 14415 code for a protein of 2974 amino acids.